AUGUACUUCCCAACGUCCGCAGCCCGACAACUAUGCACAACGCCUGCUUUGCCCGAUAUCCCCCCUGAGCUUGUUUUGUCCCUUUGUCCGAGCCCGCAAAGAUCUUGGUUCUGCGCCUUGUCUAGGACAGGAUUGGCCAUAUGGAGAGUGCGGCCGUCAGUCUUGUUGGCGUAUCUUGAGCGUACACCUACUUCUUUGGACGAGCACGGUGACAGUGCCAAUGUGCACUGGCCGCCAGAUGGAAGGAGGAUAGUUAUUCAGGUGUACAAGUCCCCCCCGCUGGCUAGCACUGCUCAGCGCCACUUCUUUCCCGGACCUGGAGAGGGUCUCACCCUGCAGGGACUCACUGUGCACUUGGAGGGAGUUGUACGAAUUGAUGGUCACUUGCUUUGUGUUUCUCCCCGCAGAAACUACAUCAUAUUUUCGACUACCUCUCCACAAGCCGUGCAACGCAUACCAUGGCCAGACGACGGAGAACCGAAGACGUAUCCGGCACGCAGGGACAACCUCUACGGGGCGCACGCCUGGUAUAUAGAGGAUCAUGAGUUUCCAUGGCUAGUCGAUUCUGAUGUUGCUGUAACAAAGAUCUUCCACCACCGGGGUAUGGGCUCGGAGAUCUGGAUCACGUCAGACGGGAGGGCCUACUUCGUCCAGCUGCGAGAGAUACCGUCUCGUGAGGCGAUGCCAUUCCCUGAGCGGUCUGCGGAAGACAUGCAGAAACAACGCAGAGUAGAACCAGACGAAACAGGCUUGAAUCCGUAUCCAUAUGACGAACCUCGGCGAGCUGUCUGCGCUUCGGUCAACAGCCACUUUUCAUUGGUGGCCAUCGGCACACAUGGGGGUGCAGUACACUUGACAAACUUUCCACUGCACGAAGGUGUAGUACCAAAGUCCCAGACCCUUCAACUGCCGAGCCUAUAUGCUGGUACAAAGCCCGGCAGCGUUCUCACUAUGGAGUGGAGCUCGGACGGCUACGUGCUGGCUGUGGGCUGGGAGCACGGAUGGGCCGUUUGGAGUGUGGGGGGCCGGUGCUUAGCCUGGGGUUUCGGCGUCGAAGAGCAUAUUGAUGCCGAAAAGUUCCAAGAUUACUUUAUGAAUGGCAUUCGUAGUCUGUUCUGGUCCUCUGGCAACUUCGAGCUCGUGGUCCUAUCUGUCGUUGACCCGCCUCGUAAGUGGACCAACUGCCUACGAGAAUGUACCCUUCGUAACAUUUGCAUAGGUGUCGGCAGCGAACUGUUCGUCAUACCUUUUGCGAAGAGCGCCGCGACCGGUCAGCAUGCACCAGAUAACACGCGCUAUGCGUUCCUCCAAAUGGACGACCGUGUACUCAUUUAUAGAGGAGCUGAUCAGCCGGACAUGAGCGUGAUUAAUCCAGAGUCCGACGUCUGGCAGCAUAUACAAAUACCGCAGACUUAUCUCGCGACUAACUGGCCUAUAAAGUAUUCUUCCAUAAGCUCCGACGGCAGACUAGUUGCUGUUGCUGGCCGCCGGGGCCUAGUUCACUACAGCAGUAGUUCGGGCCGCUGGAAGCUGUUCGCCGACGAGGUACAGGAGCAAGCCUUUGCCGUUAAGGGCGGCCUCCUCUGGUUUCACCACGUCCUCAUAGCUGCAGUCGAAGUGUCGAAAUCACACCAGAUACGACUGUACUCUCGUGACUUGGAACUCAGCAAUAAGAAUGUAUUGCAUCGAGAAGUCAUGUCCUCUCCCGUUGUCAUCUUGUCCUUGGUGGACAAUUCAUUAUUAGUAUACACCAUGGACAACACCUUGCUCCACUACUUGAUCGUGCCGACCGCAGACACUAUCAAGCUUCACCUUUGCGGGAGCAUCACUUUCGACGGUAUUAUCGCUGCGCCGAGUGCCGUCAGGGUACUGAGCUGGAUGAUCCCCAACGCUCAGAAGCAGCUUGGUGAUCCCGUGGAUGACCUAGCUGUCGCAACAGUCCUUAUGAUGGUAGGCGGCAAGCUGGUGCUGCUGCGUCCGCGAAAGAUGGCAAGCGAAGAGGUUAGAUACGAUAUGCAAAUCCUCGCGGAUCGCGUAGAGUUCUGCUGGAUUCAUCUUCGCGGCAUCGGUGCCCUUGAAAACUCCCUGUGGGGUUACGAUGGGCAAAGCCUGCGGAUCUGGUUGAAUGCUCUGUCGAUCGAACCGAGCAAAUCUAGUCCCGAGGAUGAUGCAGCAGAUGGGGCAAGUCUUGCCCCGAAAGAGAGCCUAAGCAUUCAACUCGACUUCUACCCUUUAUCGGUGUUAAUGGAUAAAGGUAUCAUCAUCGGAGUAGAGCAUGAAGCUAUUGCCCGAAUGAAUCUGCCGUUCGUCAUCUUUCGACACGCUACCAGCUCUCAUCUCUUCCUACACCACGUUUUACUGGCUCACCUCGAAGCUGGGCAGGUACAACAAGCCGUGCUCUUUGCAUCCCAUUACCAGAAGCUGGUCUACUUCGCGCACGCGCUGGAGAUUCUCCUGCACACUAUCGUUGAAAGUGACUCGAGCUCGUCCGGUUCCAAAGAUGCUGAGGUCAACGGUGAUGCCACGGGUUCGGACAGCGUGCUGCAUGCUGUCGUCGAGUUCCUGGACCACUUUGACGAGUCGCUGGACGUCGUAGUACGCUGCGCGCGCAAGACCGAGAUGACGCGGUGGAGACGACUGUUCGACGUCGUAGGCAACCCGAAAUCUCUCUUCGAGACAUGCCUGUCCACAGGACGCUUGAAGACGGCUGCUUCUUACUUGCUCGUACUGCACAAUCUGGAGCAGUUGGACGAGAGCAAUGAAGAUGCUCACCGGCUUCUCAAGGUCGCCGUACAGGAGGAAGAGUGGCAGCUCUGUCGAGAGUUGCUUCGCUUCCUGCGUUCCAUUGAUGAAUCAGGUUCAGUGCUGCGAGAUGCCCUGGCAAAGACGGGGUUGACCUCAACCAAACUCCAUAUCACAAAAGCACAAAUCGCAGUAUAA
Molecule: messenger RNA, 2940 nt
Organism: Gloeophyllum trabeum ATCC 11539
Lineage: Eukaryota; Fungi; Basidiomycota; Agaricomycetes; Gloeophyllales; Gloeophyllaceae
Product: RIC1-domain-containing protein
Exons: 18
Coding region: 1-2940 (979 amino acids)
Biological process (GO): intracellular protein transport; retrograde transport, endosome to Golgi
Cellular component (GO): Golgi membrane; Ric1-Rgp1 guanyl-nucleotide exchange factor complex; cytosol
Source: RefSeq, a predicted model, not a curated record